CCUUUCCAUAAAUAGCAUCUGGAUGGCCAGAGAGCGCCCUCGCUUUCCUGCUAGCAUCACCACCCUAAACUACAUUAUAAUAUCCAUAAUGGCAUUCAACGGAACCUGGCAGGUCUAUGCUCAAGAGAACUACGAAGAGUUUCUGAAAGCUCUCGCAUUGCCAGAUGACCUUAUCAAAGUCGCCAUGGAUAUUAAACCUAUUAUUGAGAUAAAACAAAAAGGAGAUGACUUUAUCGUGACAUCAAAAACACCCAAGCAAUCUGUAACAAACUCAUUUACACUUGGAAAAGAGGCUGAAAUUACUACCAUGGAUGGCAGAAAGCUAAAGUGCACCGUGAACAUGGUAAAUGGGAAGCUUGUGUGCAAAGCAGAAAAGUUCUCUCAUGAGCAAGAAAUCAAAGGAAGUGAAAUGGUGGAGACUAUGACUGUUGGUGGAGCAACACUUGUCCGAAGAAGCAAGAGAGUUUAAAGACACAUCAUCUUCUUUGUGACAUCUUUACAUACCUAAAAUAAAGUGCAGUUUCCACAAGGUGUGAUAUCUUUGCUAUCUGAACAAAUAGUACAGAACAUAAUCAUGACUUCUGCUCUCCUUUCACACGUGCAUCACUCUCCAUUCUUCUAAGACCAUGUUUUCCUCAAGUAUUUAAAAGCCACAAUGAUUACAAAGCAAUAACAGGAAUGACUGACUGCUCUUAAAUUGAAGCACACAAGAGUAUAAUUAAACAAAAUUGAAGCACUACAAGAGCAAAGGGAACUAAACAUUCUUCCAUUUUGCAACAUACUCCCAAUAUCUGCCUGUCACAGUAGUUUGUGAAGCUCAAGUACACGAGGCUGUUUCUGUUCGCAUUGUGUCUCAACUGAAGUAUAAAAUGCACCGGACCAAUGCCUAUAACCAUUCCUCUGUUCACUGCUGAUUAUAUCCAAUUAUUACAUUAGCAGCCCUACUUCACUCAUUUAAGUCACCGCAAGCGUGUUAGAAUUGGUCUUGGGUGUAAGACUUCACUGGAAAACAUUGCUAGGCUGAUUAUGCCAUUUAAAAUCCUCAUGGGGAUGUUUGAUUCCAAUUAAGAGCGCUGAACCUACAUCUUCCUAACCUAGGAAAAGAGCAGUUUGUGAGAGGGGAGGUCUGUUUUAGUUAAUAACGCUUUGGGUAGUGUAUUCUUAUUCUGAGAUAAGGCUGUACUCACAGGGAACUUUUCUGGGGUAACCGUGCAAGUACUAUUGUGCUCAUUUUGCUGCAGAGGCAGUUCUAAUGCUAGCUACACUUCUGCAGACUGAAUUAAAUUUCAUGCGAAUUACACAUAAAUAAGAUCAACAGAACAGAAAUCAAGACAGUGGUAAAAUUCAGGGAGAAGGCUGCUUUAAAGCAUUCAUACUGCAAAAUACCAUAAUAAGAGCUUGAAACACUUAUGUUUGGAAGUUGCUGGGUAACUGCUGCUAACUACACAAUGGAACACUACAAAACAGAGCCUCGAUACAGGACAGCUGGUACACAGAGGCAGUUUAAGUCAUAAAUUGCAGAGACUACAUACAAAAACCACACUAACACUACACAGAAUUUAAACCAAUGCUGAACCAUUUUAACUUGGAAGCACUAAAAAUUCUUAAAAGAAUACUUUGGUUACUUUACAACUGCAGUGAUUCAGCACUUCCAACAACCAUGCCAGUCUUUUCAACCCAAUGGCAACAUUCUUCUGCCAUGGGGCCUCACAGCUUUAGAGGAAAUACUCAACGCAGUUCCUUAUGUGAAGCAGUCAAAACCUGAAGGAUUUUGUUCAGAGUGCAAACCCUGCCCAAAAUAAUUGAUCAUUUCUGGAUGACAAACUCUUACAGGUUCAGACAGUAGUACUGGAUCCACUCUUCCACAAAAUCAAGUGAUUUUUUUUUUUCCUGCAAAGGACUGCAUGAGAGAAUUUAUAAUCUUAUUUGGAUCUGGUUCAAAACUUUUCCUUUCCAAUUCAAAAACCUCAAAUCCUGUUGUCUGGUGAUUCCGUUGUUUUACGUAAUGCCUACAGAAAUAAUAUUUUCUCCUUUGGCAUAGCUGUUCUGUGUCAUGCAAUACCAUCAUAAUUUCAGUCUCUAAUGUGCUUUCCUGACUUCACUUUCAUGUUCUUUUGAUGACUUGUGUAAGCAGAUCUGUAUAUAUAUUGCACAAGAUAGCAAACUCACCCUCCUGCUAGUAUACUUAGCAGAGUCAUGUUAACUAUAAAGUGCAGAAAACACUGAGAACCCCACCUCUUUU
Cuculus canorus (common cuckoo) is the source of this 2242-nucleotide messenger RNA. RefSeq names its product fatty acid-binding protein, liver. Gene Ontology annotation, molecular function: fatty acid binding. The record is from RefSeq and is a predicted model, not a curated record. The coding region runs from base 23 to 469 and encodes 148 amino acids. Lineage: Eukaryota; Metazoa; Chordata; Aves; Cuculiformes; Cuculidae. The transcript has 4 exons. Gene Ontology annotation, cellular component: nucleus; cytosol. Gene Ontology annotation, biological process: fatty acid transport.